This is a messenger RNA of Dufourea novaeangliae, 423 nucleotides long. Its product is annotated as U6 snRNA-associated Sm-like protein LSm5. The transcript is spliced from 3 exons. Gene Ontology annotation, cellular component: Lsm1-7-Pat1 complex; U4/U6 x U5 tri-snRNP complex; U6 snRNP. Gene Ontology annotation, biological process: mRNA splicing, via spliceosome. The coding region runs from base 99 to 374 and encodes 91 amino acids. The record is from RefSeq and is a predicted model, not a curated record. Gene Ontology annotation, molecular function: RNA binding. NCBI's taxonomy places the organism in Eukaryota, Metazoa, Arthropoda, Insecta, Hymenoptera, Halictidae.
CCCGCUGUUUCUUAAUGAAAUAGAAAAGAACUUGUCCAAUUGUUGUCGAGUUGUUAUUUUUGUUUUUAAUUAUCUUGUACCUUCAUAAUAUUUCCGGUAUGACCAGUUCCGUCAGUACAAAUCCAUCGACUUUAUUGCCUUUAGAAUUGGUCGACAAGUGCAUCGGUUCUCGAAUACACAUUAUUAUGAAAAAUGACAAGGAGAUCGUCGGCACAUUACUGGGUUUCGACGACUUUGUAAAUAUGUUACUGGACGACGUUACAGAAAGCGAAGCAACCCCUGAAGGACGAAGGGUUACGAAGCUCGAUCAAAUUUUGCUCAAUGGUAGUCACAUUACGAUGCUUGUACCUGGUGGAGAAAUGCCUGAUACGUAAAGUAAUGCUUGUCUUUACUAUUUUUUGUACAAUAAAAGUGUAAACAUUA